This is a messenger RNA of Halteromyces radiatus, 1780 nucleotides long. Its product is annotated as major facilitator superfamily domain-containing protein. Gene Ontology annotation, biological process: transmembrane transport. Gene Ontology annotation, molecular function: transmembrane transporter activity. Lineage: Eukaryota; Fungi; Mucoromycota; Mucoromycetes; Mucorales; Cunninghamellaceae. The coding region runs from base 34 to 1287 and encodes 417 amino acids. The record is from RefSeq and is a predicted model, not a curated record. The transcript is spliced from 10 exons.
UUUCUUUUCGUUUUUUUUCUUUAUAUCAUAUCAAUGUCUAGUAUUGAUAAAGAUGAAACAACAAUCAUCACAGAAUUAAAUGAAAAGAUAAUUUCUAUAGACCACAUUGAUGAUAGUAUCAGACAUUCACAUACAAACAAAAAGGAAGAUUUUAUUCAUCAACAUCAUCAAGAAAUCAUGUCAUCCACUAAGGAGAAAGUAUCAAGACAACAUUGGUGGCAAUUUUGGAAAGUGGAUCUUGAACAAAUGGCAAUGAAACCAAUAGAUUUUCCUCGAAGGACAAAAAGAUUAAUCUUGAUGACCAUUGCUCUUGCUACUUUGAUUGCACCUAUUUCAACGACUAUUUAUAUGCCUGCUUUAGUCACCAUUCAAACUGCAUUGAAUACUGAUGACACGACAAUGAAUGCAACCUUAUCGGCAUUUACUUUUACUAUUGCCGUUUGUCCUAUCUUUUGGUCAGCUCUUGGUGAUGCUUAUGGAAGACGUCGAGUUUACUUAAUAUCAUUUAUCAUAUAUAUCUUUGGUUCAGUAUGUUGUGCAUUGUCUGUCAACAUUGGUAUGUUCAUUGCAUUUCGUAUCGUUAGUGCCAUUGGUUCUUCUUCAGUAAUGAGUAUGGGAGCAGGAACUAUUGCUGACGUCUUUGCGCCAAGUGAAAGAGGUCGUGCCUUUGCAAUGUACGCAACUGGUCCUUUAUUGGGACCUGCACUUGGCCCUAUUAUUGGUGGAUAUCUUAAUCUUGGACUUGGAUGGAGAAGUGAUUUGGCGUUUGUUGCUAUCUACGGAGUCAUCAUCUGGUUAUGCAUUCUCUUCUUUCUUCCUGAAACCACAAGAUAUCCUCCUGCUUUACCUGGACAACUUCCUCUCAAACGUAGUCUCAAGAAUCCUUUCUCUGCAUUAAUGUACUUCAAGUAUACAAAUAUUUGGCUCUCCAUUGCCUAUACUGGAUUAUCUUUUUUAUUCUUCUAUAUGGUAAAUACAACUUUUACUCGGACAUUGACAGUACAAUACCGGCUCAGUACAGGUACAGUUGGACUCUGUUAUUUACCAUUGGCUGGAGGUGCAAUUGUAGGGAAUCAAAUUGGAGGACGUUUAUCGGAUCGUAUAUAUAAUCGACGUGUUGCUGCCGCUGGGGAAAAUCAAAUCUAUCCUGAAAUGCGUAUCAGUGGUAUUGUCAUUGCUCUCUCUGUUGGUUUGGCUUGUUGUGGUUACGUUGCCUAUGGAUGGUGUAUCACUAAAAAUGUUCAUUAUGCUUUUGCAUUGGUGGCUAUCUUUUUUUGUAAGUACUAAAAUAAAUAAUAAUAAUAAUUUAGAAUACAAACUCUUUUUCUUCUUUAUUUUGUAGUGACGGCUGGUUUGAUGGCCCCCACAGUGACUUUAAAUACUUAUAUGGUCGAUUCAUUCAAAGGUCGUAGCACUUCUGUCAUGGGUAAGAGCUGACCUAUCAUGUAUUUUGGAUUCAAAAAAAAAAAAAGAAAAAAAAAAGGAAUGAGCUGAUUUUUUUUUGUUUUCUUCUUGUUAACAGCUUGUAAUUCCUUGGUUCGGUUCUCCUGCGCUGGUAUAGGCUCUUUGAUUGCUUCGGAUUUACAGCAUGCUCUUGGGGAUGGGAUCCUUUUUUCUAUUAGUGGUGGGAUUGUAGUACUUCUUUCUACAGUAGUGUUCUAUGUCAAGGCAAAUCCUCAGCGAUGGUUAGAUGAACGUAUACGGGAUGGUCUUUAGUUUAGUAGUAUUUAUUUAAUUUGAAUGUAGAUAUAGACCUUUAUUAAUAAAUAACAGUAAUCGU